GGUCUGCGGUCGGGCUGAGACACGCGGAGCAAUGGCGACCUUUGUGAGCGAGCUGGAGGCGGCCAAGAAGAACUUAAGCGAGGCCCUGGGGGACAACGUGAAACAAUACUGGGCUAACCUAAAGCUGUGGUUCAAGCAGAAGAUCAGCAAAGAGGAGUUUGACCUUGAAGCUCAUAGACUUCUCACACAGGAUAAUGUCCAUUCUCACAAUGAUUUCCUCCUGGCCAUUCUCACGCGUUGUCAGAUUUUGGUUUCUACACCAGAUGGUGCUGGAUCUUUGCCUUGGCCAGGGGGUUCCGCAGCAAAACCUGGAAAACCCAAGGGAAAGAAAAAGCUUUCUUCUGUUCGUCAGAAAUUUGAUCAUAGAUUCCAGCCUCAAAAUCCUCUCUCAGGAGCCCAGCAAUUUGUGGCAAAGGAUCCCCAAGAUGAUGACGACUUGAAACUUUGUUCCCACACAAUGAUGCUUCCCACUCGAGGCCAGCUUGAAGGGAGAAUGAUAGUGACUGCUUAUGAGCAUGGGCUGGACAAUGUCACCGAGGAGGCUGUUUCAGCUGUUGUCUAUGCUGUGGAGAAUCACCUUAAAGAUAUACUGACGUCAGUUGUGUCAAGAAGGAAAGCUUAUCGGUUACGAGAUGGUCAUUUUAAAUAUGCCUUUGGCAGUAACGUGACCCCGCAGCCAUACCUGAAGAAUAGUGUAGUAGCUUACAACAACUUAAUAGAAAGCCCUCCAGCUUUUACUGCUCCCUGUGCUGGUCAGAAUCCAGCUUCUCACCCACCCCCUGAUGAUGCUGAGCAGCAGGCUGCACUCCUGCUGGCAUGCUCCGGAGACACUCUACCUGCAUCUUUGCCUCCGGUGAACAUGUACGAUCUUUUUGAAGCUUUGCAGGUGCACAGGGAAGUCAUCCCUACACAUACUGUCUAUGCUCUUAACAUUGAAAGGAUCAUCACGAAACUCUGGCAUCCAAAUCAUGAAGAGCUGCAGCAAGACAAAGUUCACCGCCAGCGCUUGGCAGCCAAGGAGGGGCUUUUGCUGUGCUAAAUUAGGAUUUGAGGGUGUGGGACCCUCACCGAAUUCAUUGAUUACUGAAAAUUGAAUGUUUUUUGGGUCCACAUUUCAAGGCUGAAGUGUAUAGUGUAUAUAUAACCUUUCCUAUGGAAAUGUGACAUUGAGUACAUUUUGUGUUGCUGUUGUGAAGCCAUUAAUAUAAAUCUUUGGUAAUGACCCAUAUCUCUAUAUGUAUGUGUUCCCAGUUGUGGGAGCAGGCACUAAUGAAAUCCUGUGCCUGGAAUGGAGAUAUUUAGGUACCUGAGGCUUAGUGUCCUGUGGUCUGCAUGUAAGAUAGAUGACAUCCUAGAACAAAGAAGCUGUUUUAACUUAAUCCCCCUGAUCAGCAGGAUAUCUGUGUGUUCAGUGACAUCAUACAUUCUGUAUCUAGAAGUCUAAAAUUUCUGCCUUUCUCCUAAAGAAUGUGUUCUUGCAUUUUGGUUGAAAUAACCUACACAGUGUUAAAAAUCAGAUACCUCCUUUAGUGACCAGUUCAAAUUUUAAUAGCGAUAGGUAGCCCCUGAGAAAUUUAUCACUAUAACUCCACAGGAAAUAUGACUUGGAAGUGCUCUGUGUACUAAACAAAAUAAAGCCCCUCUUUGCAUUUAAAACCAAAGUCAAAACAAAACUCUUGUAAUGCAAUUAAUUAACUUUAUGUCUUCCCAUGACUCAAGUUUUGUUAAAUAUGCCCAAAAACUUUGAUUGGCAGUUUCUUCGGUUAAUUAUUCCUAUAGAAUGUAUUUUAAGAAAUCUAUACAAAUUGGAUAUAUGCUUGGUAAUUCUCCAGUUUCUAGGAGGUACCUAUUUCUACCGUUUCAAGUGAUGAAGUGAAAAUAAUUUACAUUCGAUAGUGUUACUGAUAACAAACCUACUUAAGAGAUAUGUUGCUUUUUACUUAAGGGAUAGUGUUGAUAGAUAAAUUAGAAUGUAUAGAUAGGUUUGUGAAAGUCUAAAUAAUGGUUGUAUAGAUAUGUAUAUAUGGUUCACAUAUCUGGAUCUGUGUAUUUGAUUUUGUACUUUAAAUGUGACAAAUAAACCUUUUGGGAGAAAA
Messenger RNA from Homo sapiens (human), 2096 nucleotides. It is a transcript of the gene TADA1, whose product is annotated as transcriptional adaptor 1. NCBI's taxonomy places the organism in Eukaryota, Metazoa, Chordata, Mammalia, Primates, Hominidae. Gene Ontology annotation, cellular component: nucleus; SAGA-type complex; SAGA complex. The transcript has 8 exons. The coding region runs from base 32 to 1039 and encodes 335 amino acids. The record is from RefSeq and is marked validated.